GGAGACACUUUGACCGUUGUCAUCCUCAGUUUGCAAUGGAGCCACGAAAUGUGCGACUGGGAUUGUGUUCAGACGGAUUUGCUCCUUUUGGAAGGUUUGGGAAGAACUAUUCAUGUUGGCGAGUCUUGUUAACUCCUUACAAUCUCCCUCCCGACAUGUGCAUGAAAAGUCAUUUCAUCUUUUUGACUUUAAUUUGUCCGGGUCCGAAGGAUCCAGGAAAAAAGAUAGACAUUUAUAUUCAACCCCUUAUUGAGGAGAUGAAAGAACUAUGGGCCAAUGGGACACCAACUUAUGAUGUUUCAGCAGAUCAAAUGGUUAUCAUGAAAGCUGCCAUCAUUUGAACCAUUAGCGACUUCCCGCCUAUGGUAUGCUUUCGGGAUGGAGCACACACGGUCUUAUGAGAUGUCCGAUAUGCAUGGAGAAAUAAGAUGCCAAUUGGCUCACUUUCAGUGGAAAACCAAGUUACUUUGAUUGUCACCGCAAGUUUCUCCCGCCAAACCACCGACAUCGAAAGGAAAACAAGUCUUUCAUUAGAGAUAGAGUGGUACGAGAGCCCCCACCCCCGAGAUUGACUGGCGAAGAAAUUUUUAACCGGGUUCGACGUAUUCCUACGGCUAUGCAAGAACCAAAGAAGGAGCCAUAUGGGUAUUGUCAUGCCCAUAAGUGGACAAAGAGGAGUAUAUUUUGGAAGUUGCCAUAUUGGAAAGAAUUUCUCAUUCAUCACAAUUUAGAUGUCAUGCACACUGAGAAGAACAUCUUUGACAAUAUAUUUAACACGGUGAUGGAUUUCAAAGGGAAAAUUAAAGACGGUCUUGCAUCUAGAAAAGAUAUGACAAUGUUGUGUGAUGGACCCGAACUUUCAGUUGAUCUAGAACAAACUAAAAACGAAAUUCCAAAAGCAGUCUACCAAGUCACUAAAGCACAAAAGGAGUCAAUAUUAGAGUGGUUUGUGUCUCUGAAGUUUCCAGAUGGCUACUGCUCCAACUUGUCCAGAUGUGUGGACAUGAACAAACUUACCACGACGUCGAGCAUGAAAACUCACGAUGCUCAUGUAAUCAUGCAAAUACUUCUGCCGAUUGCACUAUAAGAGAUGCUUCCUGAACAAGUAUGGUCCUAUAUUACUGAAAUCAGUUUGUUGUUUCAGUCGAUAUGUUCCAGCAUUUUGGAUGCAGCAUCCCUCCAGAGCCUAGAAGAGUUUGUUCCCAUUCUGAUGUGUAAUUUGGAAAAAAUAAUGCUUCCAUCGUUUUUCGAUGGAAUGGAACAUCUUAUAAUACAUCUUUUGUAUGAGGCUUUGACUGCUAGGCCCGUCUUCUAUCGUUGGAUGUACAGAUGGGAAAGGUUAGCCACAAUUUCAUUUAUCUUUGAAUAUUUAUUUCAUAAGAACAUUUGUUUGUUUACAACUUUUAUUUUACAUUGCAUAUUUCUAGGAGAGUUGAAAAAGAAAGUGACCAACAAGGCACACGUUGAAGUUUCAAUUUGUCAAGCAUAUAUUCAACAAGAAAUUUCAACGUUGGAUAUUGGGCUGAGCCGUAUUUUAGGCACCCUGAGAUGACUCAUCAAGUUCAGCACAUGGGCAAUCUGUAUCAAUCUAACUCCGGGUUUAGUAGCGUGCCUACAAUCGGGUCGUUCGAAACUUUUUUGUCUGGAAAUUUUAACCAGUUUCAAACACCCGGCGGCAACACAGGAGGAGGCAGCCUACGCGAAGGCAGUCGCGGAGGCAGCCGCGGAGGCAACCGAGGAGGCACCCGACACGAAGAGCCCAAAGAGGAUUAUCUCGUUGAUAAUGUUGAUGAUGAAUAUGAUAAUGAUGAUCCUAGAUUUUACUGUGAAUUGGCCUGUUGGGGAGACCUCAUGAUCAGUAAUGUUUCUUCCUUCGUGAAUCCAGCGUGUUCAACUGAUAUAAGUUUGGGUAAAAACAG
Molecule: messenger RNA, 1919 nt
Organism: Cuscuta epithymum
Lineage: Eukaryota; Viridiplantae; Streptophyta; Magnoliopsida; Solanales; Convolvulaceae
Source: the annotation of a GenBank genome assembly